Molecule: messenger RNA, 1278 nt
Organism: Alligator mississippiensis (American alligator)
Lineage: Eukaryota; Metazoa; Chordata; Crocodylia; Alligatoridae
Gene: ZPBP
Product: zona pellucida binding protein
Exons: 10
Coding region: 186-1184 (332 amino acids)
Biological process (GO): acrosome assembly; binding of sperm to zona pellucida
Cellular component (GO): extracellular region; zona pellucida receptor complex; acrosomal vesicle
Source: RefSeq, a predicted model, not a curated record
AGCGCCUGCGGCUCCCUCCCCAGCAGUCCGCCUCGCCGCGCUCCUCCUCGCCUUCCUGCUGCAGGCCGCACCCGCAGGAAUCAAAUUUCCAACUCCAGAGAAGAACUCAAAAACAAGUCUAUAAACCUCUGGCAUUUAAUUCUUCAGAGAGGUUCUCAAGAAGUAUCAAUGAAAAAUCCAAGGACAUGAAAAUAGUGGGAUCAACUACAUUUCCUGUCAAAGUCUAUGUCAAGUUGAAUCAUGACAGUCCCCGUAUUUUAUGUGUGACAAAUCGGCUACGGGUUUCAGAACUGAUUGAUCCAAUAUUCCAGUGGCAUGGACCAAAUGGUGACAUGGUUGCAGAAAAUAGCAGUGUGAAAAUAACACCCACAGGAACCCUAAUAUUCAGACAUUUCAAAUACGACAUGAGUGGAGUUUAUACCUGUUCCAUUGUAUAUAAACCAACUGCAGAGCAGAGUGAAAAAAACUACUUAAUCAAAUACGUGAUUUAUGGACAGAGGUUCCCAACAUUUUUAUACCAUGGCCCAGCAAACCAUGGCCCAGAAGUGACUGCGGCCCAGCAAACCGAGGCCCAACAGUCACAGCCAACCAUGGCCAGAAUUUGCGGCCGGAGGACAGCUUAUUCUGAUCCCGACUAUUACUACGAAUUUACAGCCCGAUAUCACUCAGCGCCCUGCAAUAGUAUCUACAAUGUUUCUUUUGAGAAAAAGUUGCUUCAAAUACUAGCCAAACUAGUUGCUGAACUUUCUUGUGAGGUUACUUUAGUUCAGUCAGAGUGCCAUCAUGUUAAAAUGCAGAAAGCAGGUCUGCAAAAUGAAAUCUUCUUUACUUUUAGAGUUUCUUCCUUCGAAGAAAACAAACCAAAGAAUCGCUGUCAAAAAAACACUUGUGAUAAAACUAAAAGAUUAAACAAGGCAAAAGAUCUUAUAGAGAAAUUUUUUAAAGAACAAGUGGAAGUGCUGGGAAAACGUGCUAAUCCAUUGCCUGAAAUAUACUACAUUGAAGGCACUCUACACAUUGUAUGGGUUAAUCACUGCCGCCCAGGAUUUGGAAUGAACUCUCUGAUACAUCUAGAUUGUCCUGAUUGUUGUGUUAUCUGUAGCCCAGGAACAUACAAUCCCAGUGAAGGAGUUCAUUGUCUUCUCUGCAACAGGACUUUGACAUAUGGAGCAACAAAAUGUUAGUGGAAUGUCAGUUGCAGUAUUUUGCUCUUUUCACUACUCUAUUGUGUGUUGUUUUUUCACUUGGUAAAAUCAAUAAAGUGAUUCUAACAACUUG